AUGAUUUCAAAUGAAAGAGUUAUUAAAUUUAUAGAUCAACAAGAAUAUUAUAUUAAAAGAGCAUCAAAUAAAACACUGAAUAGAAAUCCUCAAAUUAAUAAUCUUUAUUUUAAUAAUAAUCACCUUUCAAAAAAUCAUGCAGUAAUACAAUAUGAUAAAUUUAAUACUAUUACACCAUUUACAAUUAAAGAUAAUGAAUCAACAUUUGGAACUGUUGUUAAUGAUCAUGUUUUAUUACCAAAUACUAAAAUUGGAUUAUCAAAUAAAGAUAAAUUAGGAUUAAUUAUUUCAUUACCAUCAAAUCAAAUUAAUCAAAUAUUCGAAGAAAAUUUAAAUGAAUCUAAUUUAAAUCAAACAAUUCAAUUAUCUAAAUUUAAAGGUGCUAAAAUUAAUAUGGAAUUUCAAAUUUUUAUUAAUGGAAAUAUUAUUAAAUUUGUUCCUAUUAAUAAUAAUAAUAUUAAUAAAGUUAAUUCUGCUACUGCAAAUGGUAAUAAACUUAAAGAAAAUGCAAGUAAUUCACCAAUUGACUUAACAAAUUCUGAUCAUACUGUUGAAAUCAAGGUAAUUGAUAAAAAGGAUGAUAAAGUAAGUGGUACAGAAACAAAAUCAAUUAAUAAUGAUAAUAUUGAUCAAGAAAAUUUAGUUCAAAAAAAUCAAACAAAUAAUGAAGUAAUUCAAUUAGAAAGCGAAGAAGAAGAAGAUCCAUUUGGUGAUGCAGAAGAAGAUGCUUCAGUUGUUCUUAUUUCUAGUACUAAAUCGGAUAAAGAUGUUUAUUCUGCAACAACUACUCCAUUUGGAUAUGAAGAUGAUGAAGAUGUUAAUUUAAGCAGAGAAAAAGAAAAAAUUGAUGGUCAUGAAGAUGAAAUAAGUUCAGGACUUGAAACCCCAAGUGGAGAAGAAAAAGAUUUAGAUGAUGAUGAAUACUCAGAUUUUGUUGAAGAUGAAGCACCAAGUGAACAUUGUAUUGAAUAUGAUGAACAAGUAAAAGAUAGAAUUAAAUAUUUAUUCGAAAAUACAUCAAUUACUCAUCGUUCAUUUGAUUGUCAAAAAUGUUUUAAACACCCAGCAAUUUAUGGUUUCGGUGGUGAUUUAUUCUGCAAAUCAUGUCAACAAGGGUUUGAAGAUUAUUGUUUAAAAGAUGACAUGGAAAAAGAUGAAAUUAGAAAAGAAAUAGAAAAAUCACCAGCUUAUAUCUCUCAUUUGGAAACAUGUCCUAAUCCUAGAAUUUGUGAAUGUUUUGAAAAAGAAGUAGCUGCUGAACAAUGCAGACGUGCAGGGAUAGAAUUAGAAUCAGAAGAAGAAGAAGAAGAAGACGAAGAAGGUGUCGAUGAAGAAGAUUUAGCGCAAGAAGAGGAAGAAUUAGAAGAAAAAGAAGAAUUAGAAGAAGAAGAGUUGUCAGACGACUCUGGUGAAUAUAAUGCAGAAAAAUAUUUUGUUGAUUCUGAUUCUGAUGAAGAUGAAGAUGAAGAUGGAUAUGGAUAUUCGUAUGUAAAAGGAUGUUGUUGUGAAACUGAAGAUGAUGAAAUUGAUGAAGAAGAAGUAGUCGUUAUAAAUUAUAACAAAACCCGUGACAUUGCGGAUUUCGCUGAUGAUGUGUUUCCAAAAUGGAGACCAGCUUCUCCUAAAGUUAUAUCUCCAUCAACUACUAAAAAAAGAUCAUUUGAAGAAAUGGAAGAAGAAAAUUUCUCAACAAAUUCAAUAGAAGAUGAUGAUCAUUCAACAUUUAUUGAUUCAGAUGAAAGUUUAGAAGAAAUUGAUUUUGCAGAUGAACCUCCAAAAAAGAAACAAUUAUUAGGAUCUUCUUCAAAUUCAUCAAAUUUGAAGACUGUUUUAAAAGAAGUAGGUAAAGGAGUAUUUUAUGUCGCUGCUACUAUUACUGCUUUAGGAAUUUAUGGAUCUCAAAUUUCUGAUGAAUCAACUUUCAAUUAG
Molecule: messenger RNA, 1929 nt
Organism: Lodderomyces jiufengensis
Lineage: Eukaryota; Fungi; Ascomycota; Pichiomycetes; Serinales; Debaryomycetaceae
Exons: 1
Coding region: 1-1929 (642 amino acids)
Molecular function (GO): protein binding
Source: RefSeq, a predicted model, not a curated record